AUGGGCUUCGGCACCUUUGACUGGAUCUGCGAGAAGUCCGCUCUCCCUCUAUGCUACCUCUUGGGCACUCCUGCCGACUUCACAUCGAUACACAAUCCCGUGUUGCUGCCAGCAUGCUCCGCCCGGUCCAUCGAGCUGGGAAAUACAAUCAUUUUCCAAGCGGCCACGGAUUUCGCCCAUAUCGCCGCCUUAGGCAUGACGGCCAUCAUGAUCUUCCAUGUCCGUUCGAAAUUUACGGCUGUUGGACGACAAGAGAUCUUGACCUUCUUUUACAUCUACACCCUAUUGACCAUCAUCAGCCUGGUAUUGGAUGCCGGUGUCAUACAAGCGACAAACCAGAGUGCAUUCCCUUGGUUCGUGGCGGUGCAGAAUGGCCUUGCAAGCGCAUUAUGCACAAGCCUCCUGAUCAACGGUUUCGUUGGGUUCCAGCUCUAUGAAGAUGGCACGACCCUUUCUGUGUGGCUACUGCGGCUCGGCAGCCUGAUCAUGUUCAUCAUCAGCUUUGCCGUCAGUCUACUCACGUUCAAAGGGUGGGCAGGUUUGUCGCCAACCAAUACCACGGGCCUGUUCGUCGUCUUGUACAUCAUCAACGCCGUUUUCCUGGUGGUGUAUUUUAUCAUGCAAGUCAUGCUAGUGCUAAACACUCUGCAAGACAGGUGGCCGUUGGGAGAUCUUGCCUUUGGUGCUUUUUUCUUCAUCAUCGGCCAGGUCAUCGUGUAUGUUUUUGGGAAGCAGAUAUGUGAGGGUGUCAGCCAUUAUCUUGACGCCUUGUUUUUUGCAACUGUCUGCAAUUUACUGGCGGUUAUGAUGGUAUACAAAUAUUGGGACAGUAUCACAAAAGAAGAUCUCGAGUUCAGCGUCGGAACCAAACAGGGUCACUGGGAUGUCAAAGAGACUCUGAUGGAACCAAGCGAGGACUAUCGAACCAGUAUUUAUGGAGGCCUCGGCGGUCGAGAAAGCGUCUACGACAUGGGGAACAUGGACUACCAACCUCAAGCCCACGGUGGUCGAGACCGUGCAUCUGCGUACGGCAACCUACUCGAAGGUAGACAAAGCUACGGGGAUAUCAGGCGGCAAUUGGGCAAUUAUGAGGACUAUGACUCUCAACAAUCCGGGUUGAGGAAUCGUGAUAGAGAUUAUGCCUAUUGA
Molecule: messenger RNA, 1149 nt
Organism: Capronia epimyces CBS 606.96
Lineage: Eukaryota; Fungi; Ascomycota; Eurotiomycetes; Chaetothyriales; Herpotrichiellaceae
Exons: 2
Coding region: 1-1149 (382 amino acids)
Biological process (GO): protein folding
Cellular component (GO): endoplasmic reticulum membrane
Source: RefSeq, a predicted model, not a curated record